Molecule: messenger RNA, 2084 nt
Organism: Suillus plorans
Lineage: Eukaryota; Fungi; Basidiomycota; Agaricomycetes; Boletales; Suillaceae
Exons: 6
Coding region: 1-1596 (531 amino acids)
Biological process (GO): translation; ribosomal large subunit assembly
Cellular component (GO): cytosolic large ribosomal subunit; ribosome
Molecular function (GO): structural constituent of ribosome; glycosyltransferase activity
Source: RefSeq, a predicted model, not a curated record
AUGCCUUUGCGACAUAUGACCCCUAGUGGACAUCAAAUUUACGAAAGUGUGCAUCAUCCCCGCCGCGGAAUCGAUGCAUUCCUUGCACUUCAUGCAGGGGAGUACGAGCAUCUGUCCAAAACUGCAGAGCAAUACCAGAUGAUUUUGAGGAAGACCAGUGAAAUGCGAAUCGGAUUCCUCGUGGAGCAGAGUGCUGAGCGGCACUUCGCGAGCGCUCUAGGCUUAGGGAUCUAUUUGGUCCUCGCCAUCGACACCUCAUAUGCGAUGGCAGCAGCUGUCACGAUUCGCAGCGCCAUCGAGAAGACCACGGGGCGUAUGACAAUUUAUAUCGUAGACUGUGAUAUUUGUGCUGAAGACAAAGAAAAGAUCAAAUCGUCGCUUCCCAAACGACACGAUGUCACCCUAGUAUUCCUGGAUCUUCCAACUGGGAGUCUAGCUGCAGAACUGGGCGUAGCGUGGGCGAAAGUUGAUAUGAUGAAGAUCCUGCCAGUAGAGCAGGCUUUAUACCUGGACGCAGACAUGCUGGUGCGCAGGAGUCUGGAAGAGUUGUGGAACACCACCUUGGAGGGCUCCUCGAUUGGUGCAGCGAUGGAUGUUGGAUUCCCAAUGGGCCAUGAGGGCGUCUCACGAAGGCGGUACUUCAACGCAGGCAUGCUCCUGAUUGACCUGGCAGAUGCAAGAACGCAUCUGUCUGAGCUUGCAGCUCGGGGACUCGGAACCUACGCAGAGAUUAGCUCAGCUGAUAGAGAUAUCCCAGCAUUGGGAGACAUGAAGGGUCCUGGAGUGUUGCAUUUCACAGGACCAGUUUAUCCCAGUCUUGUGGUGGUGCUCAAUCCAUUCGUGCAGCCUUACACAUCCAAACCUUGGGGUUAUGCUGGCGCACCAGGACACCCAUUCAAAGACGAAUGGCGGGUCUCAUUGAACGAGACGGCAUGGGCAGGGUGGCAGGGUGGCAGGGAUCGACACAAUACCAUGAGAUGUUGUGAAGGAGAGAAACAGAAAGCGAUUCAAGAUUCAAUUAAGAAGUUCGAGACUCGAUCGGUCGCAGUUAUGACAAAAGAUGAUCUCGAGGUCUUAGCAGUGGUUCGGAAUUUCUUGUCCAAAUCACCAUCGGUCGCCCCGCCCUCUGCUGCUACCGCUACUGUAAGAACAAACCUUACCCAAAUCGCGGCACAAUCCAUGGUAUCAAGGUCAGAAUUUUCGACCUCGGCCGGAAGCGUGCCUCUGGAUGUGUUCCCUUUCUUCUCUCGUCUCGUCUUCGAUGAGUAUGAGGAGCUGAGUUCCGAGGCGGCUGAAGUAGCUCGCAUCUGCGCCAACAAGUCCGUGACCAAGACAUCAGGCAAGGACUCAUUCUACAUGCGUGUCCGAGUCUACCCAUUUCACAUCAUCUUCAUCGACAAGAUGUUGAGUUACGCGGAUGCUAAUAGGUUCACGACUCGGGCUUCAUGCUGGUAUACGCGGUGCUGGGGGAAGCUUUACGACACUGUCGCGCGGGUAAACAUCGGGGAGAUCAUCCUCCCUAUCUGUUACAAGGAACUGAAUGCUGCGGUCACACAGGAAGCUCUCCGCCGUGCACGGUACAAGUUCCCAAGCUAGCGAAAGAUUAUUGUGUCGAAGAAGUGAGGCUUUACAAAUGUGGGGCGUGUGAUGACUACUUGAACCUUCAGGAGGAGAUAAGAUUUUUGAAGUGCGUAUCAUUGUAUGCGGUUAUCUGGGAUAUCUUAAAUUGAUGCAUAUGACGUUCAGGGAUGGAGCUCAUUUGAGUCAGCUGGGCCCGUCGAAGCAGGAUUUGUGUGCACGACUCGAAGCUUAGAUAUGUGGUGAUAUCAUUCACUCACACACCAAGGACAUGGCGCGGUUAAUUGACAAAGUACUUGACUUUCAGACUGCCCUUUUAUUCACUACAUCAUCCAAUGUGGGUGAUGGUUAGGGGAACGAGGGCAAAUAUCAAAAACCUAUAUGCAUAUGCGAGGAUUCGUUAUGUGACACAAACUGGAGGGUGUUUGUUGUUGUACUGCAUUGUAGGAACAGGUACUAUCGUGCGAUUUGUAAUAUGAAAUGAGUGGAGUUACAUAAACGUGGAU